Molecule: messenger RNA, 1284 nt
Organism: Anopheles stephensi (Asian malaria mosquito)
Lineage: Eukaryota; Metazoa; Arthropoda; Insecta; Diptera; Culicidae
Product: glycine-rich cell wall structural protein 1.0-like
Exons: 2
Coding region: 218-1084 (288 amino acids)
Source: RefSeq, a predicted model, not a curated record
CGGUCGGAAGGGUGGCGAAGAAGCUGUGGACACGACACGAACAACCGACCACCAGUUCGUUUGUGGCGAACGAAUCCGCCAUGACGGUGGACGGUUAAAAGCGGGACGCAGUGCGCGUAAUUGAAUCACAUCGAGCGAAUUAAGCUGGUGCACGGCAGCAUCGUCGGAUCGCGAUCGUGUGUGUACUUGGUCCUAGCGUGAUCAGCGGAAGAUCAGCAUGCUGCUACCGGUGCUGUUUGUUUGUGUUACCGUUUUGGGGCGUCAUGUUGGUGCGAACGGCUUCAACUACAACCAGUAUCCUCAGGCACAGGUGAACGCCUGGACGCAGGCGUGCCGUAGCUUCCAGGCUCAAGCCUUUGCCACCCAGGCCCAACAGAAUCAGUUCUUCACGAACAUGUUCCCGCAGGUGCAGCUGCCACCGCUACCGUUCACGGACCUGUGCUCGCAGUCCGGGUUUGCGGCGGCCGGUGCCGGUGCUAGUGCCGGUGCGUUUAGCCACGGUGGAGCUGGUGGUGGUGUAACUUCGUUUAACAAUCGUUUCGGUGGCAAUGAUGCUGGUGGGUAUGGUGGAAGUGGUGGCGUGCAGGGUGUUAGUAUUAGUAGCAGUUCGAACGGAUUCGGCCAGGGAGGUACGACGGUGACGCACUUCGGAAAUGGUGGUGCAUCUUCCAACUACAUCCCACACAACCAGCAUGGUGGUGGCGGAAUCUCGACGGCGAAUCGCUUUGGAGGUGGAAGCUCCGGACAGGGUGUGAGUGUUUCGUCCUUUGGCACGAGCAAUGGCGGAGGAUAUGCAACGGCCAACCGUUUCGGUGGUUCCGGUAGUGGAGGAGGUACCACACACUACGUUUCGAACAACGGUGGAUCGGUUAGCUCGUAUGGACCGAAUGGAGGAAGCUUUGCAUCGUCAACUCGUUUCGGUGGGUCUGGCGGUGGUGCUGGUAGCAACUACGGAAGCGGUGGAUACGGAGGUGGAAGUUAUGGCGGUGGGAAUGGUGUGGCCGUAGGCGCUAGCGUAUCGUCCACGAGCCUUGGCAAUGGUGGAGGAUCGGUGCAGACGAGCGUUUACAAGCAGCACUACUAAAGUACGAUCGUCACACACACACCUGGCCGGUGACGAGAUGCUCGAAGCUGUGAUCUGAUCACGUCCAUUAGUGUUAGUAAUCGAUAGUACAUUGUCAGUUCGUCACUGUUCUCAUUGAACCAUCCUUAUCUGUAGCCGGUCCAUUCGAGGUGGUCUGGUGCAGGGUAUUAAAAAUAAAACUGCUUCGUAUUGGCAACUGA